AUGUCUUCUGAUCGCGAACAGAGUGCCUUCGACGCCGCCAGUGACGAUGAAGACGACUGGGAGGAAGUUUUGGUUGACCACCAACCAGAGAAGCCCAUUGAAAUCACCCUUCAAGUUCAGAAAAGCAAAGCAAAGCCUGAAGACGCAGCAAAGAAGAAAGGAAUCUCUUAUGCUGAGCGCUUAUUGAGGAUUGACUGCCACAAGUUCCACACCGUUAUUCUGAUAGGGAAUGCCAAGAUCAGAAACGAAUGGCUCAACGACGAACUCCUCCAUGCCAGGCUGCUCUCGCUUACCCCGUUGACGCUACAAAAUGAGUUCGCCAUGAUCCACAAGUCUCGCAUCCCCGACCAGGGCCAACGCGGACGAGCAUUUGAAAGAGCCAUGCAGCAUCUUGCCGAGUGGUGGGCACAUUCCUUCUUCGAGGUGCUACCAGAAGGCCAUCUCCGCAACCGAACCUUCGAUGAAGUCCAGUCCAAGCUGGAACGCCAUGGCGUGCUAGACGACCCAGAACCACUCGACGAAGAAACGACCGAACUUAUUCUGGACGAAGACCUAGAAAUCAUCCGAGGGCCUAAGAGUCUUAUGAAGCACGCUCUCAUGCGUUGUGGCUCUCGGGAUGUCAGUGCUCAACUUUUCACCGCUCUAUGCAGAGCACUGGGAAUCCCGGCACGCCUGGUUGUCAGUCUUCAGAGCAUGCCUUGGAAGGCCAGCGUUGGAAAGCCGAAGCCCAAAUACACGCGCAAGUCGGCGAAAGGAAAGGAGAAGGCGGUCGACGACGAAGAAGACUCAGGGAGUUCGCCCAGCAAAGUCGAUGUCAAGGGCAAGGGGAAAGCCCCGGCAUUUGAAGGACCGGGACGACGUCUGGAUGGAACGCCAGUUCCCAAGAGCGAGAAGGCUAAAGGGAAAGAAAAGGCAAAACCGGUGAUUAAGCUUCGUAAGCAGCGGGACAAGGGACACCGAUUAGGAGAUUCUAGAGACUCUAGUCCAGGUCCCAGUAAACUCGCUUCCCCUGACCCCACCACAACUCCGCCAGUCUUCUGGACAGAAGUCUUUUCUCGGCCGGACGGUCGAUGGCUACCUGUCGACCCCAUUCGUUCUAUCGUGAACAAACGCAAAGUAUUCGACCCCACUCCUCUGACAAAUGCCCCCGGAACAGGGGCAGCGGUGUCGACAGCUUCCUCCAGUACAGGUCUCGCCUUUCCCCAAACGACUCGAAAGUCCAAUGUACCAAGGGGAUUUAAAGAGGAGAACAGGAUGCUUUAUGUCCUGGCAUUCGAGGAGGACGGCUAUGCACGGGACGUGACAAGGCGUUACGCUCGGGAGUAUAAUGCGAGGGUACUCAAGGCACAGGGCGGUAGCAGAGCUGCUAACGCGGGAAAAGCGCGCCAGGAAUGGUGGGAUAAGGUUGUCACCAAAUUCAAGCGCCCGUACCAACUACACCGAGACGAUGUCGAGGAUGAAGAACUCGCACAAGCGCAGAUGACCGAGGGCAUGCCUACGACCAUUGCCGGAUUCAAGGACCACCCAGUAUACGUACUUGAGCGUCAUCUAAAGCAAACGGAGGUGAUUCAUCCACCGCCGCCAGAAACGCCAGAACUGGGUAAAUUCCGUGGGGAGCCUGUUUAUCCCCGCUCAUCCGUAAUCCCUCUCAAGACAGCAGAGACCUGGCUCAGGACGGAAGGGCGCAUGAUCAAAGCUGGCUGUCAACCACUCAAGACAGUCAAAGCUCGUCCUGGAACACUGAACCGACAACGUGAGCUCGAGGUCCUCAAAGAUGAGCUUCGAGACGCUGGUUUUAGUGGGGAUGCCAGUGGCGAGGUGAUGCAAGGCCUCUACGCACGCUCCCAAACGGAACUAUACGUCCCUGACCCUAUUGUCGAUGCAUAUUGGGAAACACAACGACACGAGGAGGAGAAGGCGCGUGCCAAGAAGGAAGAACAAGCCUUGAAACAUUGGGUCAAGCUCGUGCAGGGUUUGAGGAUACGACAGAGAUUGCAGGAGCAGUACGCCGAUCGUUCACAGUCGACGACGAAAGCUGGUCCAUCGACCUCUGGCAAGAGGGCGAAACGUGGUCAUCCGGAAGACGAGGAACAAGCGCCCAACGAUGACGACGAGAAAUUUGAUUCUACAUUGGAUGACACUCAUGGCAGUGGAAGCGGUGGAGGUGGUGGUGGAGGUUUCCUCGUUGAAGCGGAUGACGUUGUCCAGGCCUUCCAUCUACCCAAAUACAAUCCCAUCCUCCUGCUUGACUCGACAUCUUCCAAUCCGUUUGCACGUUCGCGCCCGCUGGGGUCUGCACCCGGAGGUGACACUGGUCCAGGUGCCGCCAAACACUCUGGUGCCGCCGCCACCGGGGAGAACGCCGAGGAGGGGCGAGAUCUGGAUGAACAAGGAGAUAGGGAACCCGAAAGGGUGGUGAUUGACUAUGUCACAUACGAUCUGGAAGAUGAAGAGGGCCCUGAGAUGGAUGGGGAUGGGGAUGAGGGCGGUUUGAUUCCGACAGGUGUGGACAAAGAUGGUGACGUCGAUAUGGAUAGACCGGGUGGUGAUGGCACGCCUGGUCCUCCUCUCACCGCCGAUACUUCCCCUCUUUCAUUGGCGGAUCUUGAGGCGGGCGGUCUUGGAGGGAGGCAAGGCAGCAGUAUUGAAAGGGACGAUGACGACGCGACAAAGGACGACGACGAGUUCGCACCGAGGACGAUGCAGGACCUCCUCGAAGCCGAAGCAGCCAAAGCCAAAUCCAAACCCAAACCGAGAGCUAAACCGAGAGUCAGCUUGAAGCCUGUGGCUAGCCCGAGUGGCUCGGAGGGCGGUCUCGAAGACCAAGGCCAAGAUCAGGACCACGUCCACGCCGAUAUCGGAGCGAUUGGCGAUCCACAGGGACAGGUUGUGGACUCGGAGGAAGGAUCGUCAGGUCCGUUGUUACAGGGCAGGGGCGGCCGAGUAAAUGUUAAUGGUAAUGUUGGGAGUGUGGCGGGUGCAACGAUCAUUGGUUCUGCAACUUCUGCUGCUAAUGGCGGGUUGGAGCUAUCAUCUUCAUCAUUGCAAUCUGGGAGGCAGUUACGAUCUAGUCGGAAGGGUGGUGGUGGCGGUAUGGUUGCGGCUGCGAGCGAUGGUGAUUAUGGAGAAGAUGGAGGUGUCAGUGUCAGUGCUACGCCGCGGAGUAGGAAAGGAACUUCCGGUGGAGGGAAGAGGAAGAGGGCGACUGUGACUGGUGGGAGUGCCAGGAAGAAGGUUUCUGUCACUCGGGCAAAGGGCAGGCGGAAGAAGAGGAAGGAUGAGAGCGAUGAGGAGGACGAUGAAGGGGAGGAAGAUAUCGAUGAUAUUGAGGGAGAUGACGUUGAUGAUGCACCGCGAAAGCGCACUCGCGUGACUCCUGGCGAGGAUGUCGGAACAACACCAUCGGUGUCGGUGGAAAGAUCAGCACCAGCGGCUACACCUGCCGGUGGUCGUUCACUCAGGCCUCGUCGUUCCAAAACGGCUGCCCAACUUGAGCAAGAGCGAGAGGCGGAGAAGGCGUAUAGAAGGGCUAUCGCUCAAUAG
Coprinopsis cinerea okayama7#130 is the source of this 3543-nucleotide messenger RNA. Its product is annotated as DNA repair protein rhp42. Bases 1 to 3543 code for a protein of 1180 amino acids. The transcript has 8 exons. Gene Ontology annotation, molecular function: damaged DNA binding; single-stranded DNA binding. The record is from RefSeq and is a predicted model, not a curated record. Gene Ontology annotation, cellular component: cytoplasm; nucleus; XPC complex. Gene Ontology annotation, biological process: nucleotide-excision repair; mismatch repair. Lineage: Eukaryota; Fungi; Basidiomycota; Agaricomycetes; Agaricales; Psathyrellaceae.